Molecule: messenger RNA, 2883 nt
Organism: Morchella sextelata
Lineage: Eukaryota; Fungi; Ascomycota; Pezizomycetes; Pezizales; Morchellaceae
Exons: 4
Coding region: 1-2883 (960 amino acids)
Biological process (GO): actin filament polymerization
Cellular component (GO): actin filament; cytoplasm
Molecular function (GO): microtubule binding; actin binding
Source: RefSeq, a predicted model, not a curated record
AUGGAGAGACCAUUCUCACUGCCAAAUUCGAUACUAAUAUCGGAUAUGCGCUCAGAGGAUACACACUCUCCGACUCAGCUUCAUAGCGCACAGAGCCCGACACCAACAAGAACACAAACACCAACCCAACAUAGGAAUCCAAUCGACACCACUGUUGAUACUACCGUCAGAGCAUUCCCGAGUACGCCUAGAGCAUUCAUCUACGUCAUUCAAUUGAAUCAAACCUCCAGAGUAGAAUCUUCGAGUGCGCCUAGAGCAUUGAUCUACGUCAUGUAUUGGAGCAAACAUUCAGCAUGGCUUGGAGCACCAUAUGCAGCACUGGUGGGAGCGCCCGGAGGUGCUCGUACAGCACCCGAGGAUCCGGAGGAUGCUCGUAUAGCACACGGGGGUGCUCUCGGAAGCAUGAUGAGCCCUGGAAUAGCUGAUUGUAUUCGGUCGCUACCUAUCACUUCAAGCCCCUCCCUGCUAUCUAAGCUCUCAAGAUACCUCUUGAAAGCGCAUUCAGCUCACGUUUCAAGUUUAGGCUUCAACUUGAAGUUUCAAGUUUCGUUUCAACCUUCAUCCUCCCCUCAGGGCACUCCAGAGCGCUCACAGAAGAAGCGAGAUCGCAAUCCAGACACCGACGAAUCAGAUAGCAAAAAACGCCGAAGGAAGGAAAGGAAGGAGAAGAAGAAGGAAAAGAAGAAGGAGAAGAAGGAGAAGAAGAAGGAGAAGAAGAAGGAGCAGAAGAAGAACGAGAAGUCCUCCCCUUCCUCGUCUCGCAAAGAGAUGAAAAGCCUCCAGCCUAUCCCAGAAGAGAUAGAAGAGACACCCCCGCCGCAGUCAUCCUCUUCCCGGAAGCAUCCCCGAGUGGUUUCAAGCUCCCGACAGCACUCGUCACCGCCCCCUCAGCACUCGUCACCGUCUCUUCAGCACUCGUCACCGCCCACUCGGCACUCGAGACUCUUCCCAAAAGAGUGGGAAUCAGUGCAAUCUGAAGUCGAGUCCGACAGCGAAGCAGCAGGGACAGCAGCAGGCCCAGCAGCAGGCCCAAGACUCCAAAGAGGACGAGCACUUCAACGAGUCUCCAGCACUUCCCCAGAAUUGGGCAGCUCGCCGCCACAACCAUCUGCCCCUGUCCGUAGAACCGUACUCCCAGUUCAUACCCCUGCUCCAGAAGCAGUCGCCAGUGCUUCACAGAGCUCUCAAUCCCGACGUCGCCGUCGGCUACCAAUACCUAGUUCCCCUCUACCGGCAGAGCAGAGGCAAAGCAGCAGAGAUCGUGCCCCAGAAACUCCCCCUUGUGCCCCAGAAACUCCCCCACGUGCUCAGGUAGCAUACGCCAGUCCUCCAGAAGCAUACCCCAGUGCUCCAGAAGCAUCAUCCCCAAUCUCUCAAGCCCGAUACACCGGGAAAAUGACUCAGGCAAAUACAGCAAAGAUGGCUUUAGGUUUGAUCAACCUCCCUAAAUCGUACACUAACAUCCGCAACAGCCUCAAAGCGGAGAUGCAGAACACCGGUUGGGUCAACAAAACCGUUUCCGGAGCAGCAGCGUUCAAUGCUCUAUGCCUCCAUGUGUUGAACAUACGCCCUCUCAGUGGUUUCCUGCCUAUGUGGAACGGAGGCGAUUCCGCAACCCACAGAGCACUCGCGGACGCUUUGAAGUGGCUCAUCGCUGAUGUUGGGCAGAAGGAAAAGCUAUCAAGGGGGCAGGGAAAUCGCGAGUAUAAAGAAGUUGCUGACGAUAGCGAUGAUGAUGAGGACGGUGGUCUGCCCGCCCAACGCUCUAAGAAGCGUAAACGGGACCCAGUGUCUGCAGAUCUCGAUAGACCUUCCAUAAUGGUUACGGUGGUAGACCCGGAUGCUCUAGGAGCAUUCUCCAGGGUUGCCCCGCCCCCUAUCUAUGACUGGAACCAUCGACGAAAUCAGAAUUCGUUCAUUGGAGUUCUGACCAAGAUAACGUUUCCAGAGCUCUGCAAUUUGAUCCUGAAGCACACCCCACCCGACAGAGCAAUCAGGAGUAUCUGGAGAGCACUCGAUAACGUUCCACCGGCAUCCAAUCCUCCUGUUCGGCCGAUGGAGGUGCAGAUCACUGAUUCGGAAGAGGUCGAGGGUUGGUUGAAGAAUAGCGUUGGCAGGCCUCGGGGGAUACUGGCGGUCCUCCACAGAGCGGGUGCGGGUGCUAAUUUGGGUGGUGCUGAAACACCGCCGCUGACACGAGCAUUCCCUCAUAUCGAGGAAGACGAUUACACCAUGAUCGAUAUUCCAGCAGAGGACUCUGAUUACGAGGAGGGAAAUCACCGCAUAAAUGCUAAAGGACUGAGGGUAUAUUUGCUCAGAACUGAUGCCAGUAAUCAAAGGCUAAUCCAGACUCUUGUUAGACGUCGCGAUAGACAGCAGGAUGCUAUCGACGACUUAGACCCCAAAUACCUGAGGAAGUAUCCUCUGGGUGUAGGGGUUGCUGACGCAAACUUUGCACAGGGAGUAAUCUGGACACCUGCCGGGAUAGCAGCCAAGAGAGCUGCUGACGCACUCGCGGCUGCUGCUGGAGGUGGUGGUGGUGGUGGUGGUGGUGGUGGCAAUCCUCCUCCGGGCGGUGAUGGUGGUGGUAAUCCUCCUCCGCGCGGCGGUGGUGGUGGUGGUGGUGGUGGUAAUCCUCCUCCGGGCGGUGGUGGUGGUGGUGGUGGUGGUGGUAAUCCUCCUCCGGGCGGACCUCCUCCUCCUCCUCCUCCUCCUCCUCCUCCUCCUCCUCCUCCGGGUGGACCUCCGGGCGGUGGUGGUGGUGGUGGUGGUGGUGGACCUUCUGGAGGCGAUGGUGGUGGUGGUGGUGGUGGUGGUGGAGGUGGUCGGCCAGCUGGAGGCGGUGGAGGCGGUGGUGGUGGUGAUGGUGGUGGGCAUCAUUAG